Physcomitrium patens is the source of this 10310-nucleotide messenger RNA. The record is from RefSeq and is a predicted model, not a curated record. NCBI's taxonomy places the organism in Eukaryota, Viridiplantae, Streptophyta, Bryopsida, Funariales, Funariaceae.
UGCAGCUUGGUGGAAACUGCCAAGAGUCUAAAUGUCACCCUUCAAACAACCAAGAAAGAGUUUGUGGCCUUCACAGAGCAGCAAGCUAAGCAAUUUGUAAGAGAUUGCAUUGAUUUUCUGGAAAGGAUGAAUGCCAAUGGCCCUGUGAAAUGUAGCAACCUUGAUGUGGGACUUACCCUCUUUAUCCACUUCCAGGCAUAUUCCCCUACACAAUAUAUUUUUUAUUUUUUUAUUUUUGUCAUCAUUGUGAUUGCUAAAUAAGUGUCAAAAUUGUUGUUGAAGGUUAUGAAAUUACAGAAUCAGGUUUGGGUUGGGUAGAGACUUAUAUGUAGCUCUAACAAAGCCAUUGUUCAUAUCUGAACAGGAAGAAUUAAGUAAUAUGUUGACAACAAAAGACAACAUAGUGCUUGCACAGAAACUAUUUGACAUGCCCAUCACUGCUUAUCCUGCACUUUUUGAGGUGGAAAUACAAUUGAAAGGAGUGGGUAUGAUAUAUGAUGUGUAUGCGGCUUUUUCAGCAGCUGUGACCACAGCAGCAGCCACUUUGUGGGCAGAGCUUGACAUCAACAAGCUGGUGGCCCUUGUGGAUGACUUUGCCCUGCACAUGAAACGGAUGAAACACCUCAAGGAUCAGCCCACUUAUGCAAUCAUGGAAGCCAAAUUAAAGGAUUUCCAAGAAUCCCUUCCUUUGAUUCAGGAUUUAAAAAGUGAAGCUAUGAGGAGGCGGCAUUGGGAUAAAUUAAUGGAAGAGACUGGAAAGAACUUUGACAUGGAUCCUAAAACUUUCACUCUUGCAAACAUAUUUAGAAUGGAGCUCCACAACUAUGCUGCAACAAUAGGAGAGAUCACAAAUGCAGCAUCAAAGGAGCUUAACAUAGAGCAGGAGCUGAGGAAUGUGAAUGAGGUGUGGAGGGUGCAGUCAUUUGAGGUGGUCAGGUAUGCAAAGGAUGGGGUGGACAAAGGGUAUGUGCUGCGCAGCACAGAGGCUGUCAUGCUGAUAGUGGAGGAGAUGAGUCUCAACCUGCAAGGCAUGACCAGCUCUCGCUUUGUCAGUGCCUUCCUUGAUGAAGUCAACUCCUGGGCUAGGUGCCUAGGCAACAUUGGAUCUGUUGUGGAGGUCUGGAUGCAGGUGCAACAGAAAUGGAUGUAUCUUGAGAAUAUUUUUGGGGCUGAAGAUAUUAAACAACAACUUCCAGAUGCAGCCAAACGAUUUGACUAUAUAGAUAAAAACUGGAAGAAAAUAAUGUCAGAAACAUAUAAAACACCCAACAUUGUGAGUGCAUGUGGUGUAGAAGGACGUCUGGACACUUUGUGGAUGCUUUUCAAAGCACUUGAAAACUGCCAAAAAAGUUUGAGCAAUUAUUUGGACACACAGAGAAAUGCCUUUCCACGAUUUUAUUUCAUUUCAGAUGAUGAAUUGCUUUCAGUAUUGGGAAACUCAGAUCCUACCUCUAUACAAGAGCACAUGCUAAAAUUAUUUGACAAUUGUGCUUCUUUAACUUUUGGAGAAAAGAACAAGAAAAUCCUGGGAAUGACAUCAUCAGAGGGAGAGACUUACAAUUUCAGAAUGAAGAUUUCUACAGAUGGUGCAGUGGAAUCAUGGAUGAAACGUACUGAAGCAGAGAUGCGACAUUCACUCUUUGAAAUUAUGAAAGAAGGGGUCUACCAUUAUGCAAAGUCUAUCCGAAAGGAUUGGAUUUCUGUCAAUUUGGGCAUGGUUACUUUGGCUGGGAGCACAAUUUGGUGGACAUGGGAAGUUGAGGAUGCAUUUCAGAAUGUGCAGCUGGGUGACAAGAAUGCCAUGAAAAAAUUCAGUGUUAAGCUUUCCAACCAGCUCAAUGACCUUGUGGCAAUGGUGCGGUCUGAUUUAACCAAUUUGAUUAGGAAAAAGGUGAAUGCUCUUAUUAUCAUUGAAGUUCAUGCAAGGGAUAUCAUAGAUACAUUUGUACGAGACAGUAUUCUAGACCAUCGUGAAUUUGCUUGGGAGAGCCAGCUGCGGUUUUAUUGGGACCGUGGUCCAGAUGAUUGUAUUAUAAGGCAAUGCACAGGAGAGUUCCAAUAUGGAUAUGAAUAUAUGGGCUUGAAUGGGCGCCUUGUCAUCACUGCAUUGACUGACCGGUGCUACAUGACCAUCACCACAGCUCUCACUUACGGCCUUGGAGGAGCUCCUGCUGGACCUGCAGGCACUGGCAAAACAGAAACCACUAAAGAUCUUGCUAAAUCCAUGGCCUUGCUUUGCAUGGUCUUCAACUGUGGAGAUGGACUUGAUUACAAGGCAAUGGGCUCUAUAUUUUCAGGCCUUGUUCAAUGUGGGGCCUGGGGGUGUUUUGAUGAAUUCAAUAGAAUUGAUGCAGAGGUAUUGUCUGUUGUGUCAUCACAAAUCAAACAAAUCCAGGAAGCAAUGAAGAAUGGUUUGAGGAAAUUCACAUUUGAAGGGAAAGAAAUAGCAUUGGAUGCAAGGACAGGAAUCUUCAUCACCAUGAACCCAGGUUAUGCAGGACGAACUGAGCUCCCUGACAAUUUGAAGGCACUCUUCCGUCCUGUAACCAUGAUUGUGCCUGACUUGCAGCAGAUCUGUGAAAUCAUGCUCUUCUCUGAAGGAUUUGAAACUGCCAAAAUGUUGGCCAAGAAAAUGACAGUGCUUUACAAGUUGUCAAGGGAGCAGCUGUCAAAACAAUAUCACUAUGACUUUGGACUGCGGGCAUUGAAAUCAGUGUUAGUAAUGGCAGGAGCCUUCAAGAGAGGAGAUGCAGCCAUGAGUGAACAGCUUGUGCUGAUGAGAGCCCUCCGGGACAUGAACCUUCCCAAAUUCACUUUUGAAGAUGUCCCACUGUUUCUGGGGCUCAUCAAUGAUCUCUUCCCCGGCAUGGAUUGCCCUCGUGUGCGCUACCCUUCCUUCAAUGAUGUUGUGGAGGAUGAUCUUAAGGUACAUGGCUACCUUGUCAUGACAAAUCCAACAGACCAAGUGGAUAAAGUCAUUCAAUUGUAUGAAACAAUGCUUACCCGCCACACCACAAUGGUUGUUGGUCCAACUGGAGGGGGCAAGACGGUGAUCAUUGAAACGCUUGCAAGGGCCCAAACUAACCUUGGUUAUCCAACCUCCCUCCUUAUUAUCAAUUCAAAAGCCCAACCCACACAUGAACUCUAUGGGCUGAUGGAUGCUGAGACACGUGAUUGGACGGAUGGCUUAUUAUCUAGUUUAUUCAGAGAAAUAAACAAGCCUCUCCAACCUGGACAUGCCAAUGACAGGUGUUAUUUGGUUUUUGAUGGUGAUGUUGAUGCUCUAUGGGUAGAAGACAUGAACAGUGUGAUGGAUGAUAAUAAACUACUGACACUCCCAAAUGGAGAACGAAUACGAGUUCAGAAUCAUUGCAAGUUAUUGUUUGAGGUGUCUGAUCUUCAAUAUGCAUCACCUGCUACUGUAAGUCGAUGUGGUAUGGUGUUUGUUGACUCAAAGAACUUGGGAUAUCAACCUUAUAUUUGGAGGUGGUGCAAUUCUCGAGAGAAAGAAAGACCAGUGGAAACUGAACAAAUCAGGGAACUCUUUCAAAAGUAUGUACCUGCAUGUAUAGAUUUUGUUUUGGAAGGGCUUGUGAUGGGUGAGCUUACAAAGCCAUUGAUGCAAACUAUUCCACUGACAAAUCUCAAUAUGGUGCGACAAUUAUGCAAUAUGCUAGAAGCCAUUUUGUGUGACAAGUUUCAAGUUCAUCGACCUGUAGCACUUGAGGCAUUGUUUAUAUAUCUUUGUGUGUGGUCAAUUGGUGGAAGCAUUGUGCAAACAAUUGUUUCACAAGAUCGGAGUCGGUUUGACUCUUUCAUAAAAAGCAUUGCCACCCUGGGGUUGAGUUCCAACCACCCCAUCCCUCCCAAUCAACUCCCUGCUGACCUCAUCUAUGAGUACCAUUUUGAUGUGGAUUCAUUAAUGUGGCAAUCCUGGAAAGCUCUUGUUCCAGUUUACGAGCCUCCACCAGAUGCAGCUUUCAGCAAAAUACUAGUCCCCACUCUUGACACAUGUCGAUCAACUUGGAUCCUAAAUCUCCUUGCUCAACAUGGCAAGUCAAUACUAUUUGUCGGUGAAAGUGGAACAUCAAAAACAGUCAUCAUUCAAAAAUACUUCACAACCUUGGAAACAUCAAAGAUACUCAUCCUCAACAUGAAUUUCAGUAGCAGGACAAACUCCAUGGAUGUCCAAACAUCAAUUGAAGACUCUAUAGAAAAGCGAACAAAGGUUGAUUACGGACCCUCACUGAAUAGGAAGAUGGUGGUGUUCAUGGAUGACAUGAAUAUGCCUAAGGUGGAUACCUAUGGAACCCAGCAACCCAUUGCCUUCCUGAAGCUUUUGGUGGACAAAGGUGGAAUGUAUGGCAGAGGGAAAGACUUGAAUUGGAAAAAUAUUCUAGAUGUUCAGUUCAUUGGAGCUAUGGGCAGACCAGGUGGAGCUCGUAAUCCUGUUGAUCCACGGUUCAUUUCUCUCUUCAACAUUUUUGAAAUUCAAUUUCCAGCCAGCACCACUCUCUCUCACAUCUACAGUGCCAUCCUUGAUGCUCAUCUUCAUAAAUUUGGAACAGAUUUGAAAGAGUUGACACCUUCAAUCACAUAUAUGACCUUAAAGUUGUACACAUACAUUGUUGAGAAACUACCACCAACACCUUCAAGAUUCCAUUAUAUUUUCAAUUUGCGUGACUUAAGUCGUGUCUAUGAAGGGAUGACUUUAUCAACUAUUGACAAAAUAAAAACAAUUGGUCAAAUGAUACGGUUGUGGCGCAAUGAGUGCCUGCGCAUAUUCUAUGACCGUCUUAUCAAUGAGAAUGAUAGACAUGUUGUUGAAAUGCAGAUUGAGGCCAUAAUACGUGAAAAAUUUGAUUCAGUUGCUGAUGAGGUUUUAGCAAAUCCAAUAGUCUAUGGAGAUUAUAGAAAUGUGUUAAAACCCACAGAGCCAAGGCUUUAUGAAGACCUGAGUAGUUAUGAUUUGAUCAGGCCGUGGAUGGAAGAAGCAAUAGAAGAGUACAACCUUGUGAAUAAACCCAUGAAUCUUGUCAUGUUUCAAGAUGCUUUGGAACACCUCACACGAAUUCAUCGCAUAAUGCGAAUUCCUCAAGGUAAUGCAUUACUUGUGGGGGUUGGAGGAAGUGGAAAGAAGAGUUUGUCCAUUCUUGGAGCUUUUGUUGCUGGAUGCAAGGUGUUUCAAAUCACAUUAGCACGAGGCUACAAUGAAGAUACAUUUCGGGAGGACCUGAAAGCAUUGUACAACAUGCUGGGAUUGGAGAACAAGGCUGUUGUGUUCUUAUUCACAGAUGCCCAUGUUGCUAGUGAAGGCUUUUUGGAACUCAUCAACAACAUGCUCACAUCUGGCAUGGUGCCUGCUCUCUUCAAAGAAGAAGAAAAAGAUGGCAUAAUUAACCAAGUUCGGGAGGCAGCUGCAGCAUCAGGAAUGGUGGACACAAAGGAGAAUGUAUGGAGCUAUUUCAUCAGCCGGUGUCGCAGCAAUCUGCACAUCACACUCGCAAUGUCACCAGUUGGGGACACACUCCGUACACGGUGUUGCAACUUCCCUGGCUUGGUGAACAACUGUGUAAUAGAUUGGCUCACCCCCUGGCCAGAGGAUGCACUGCUGUCUGUGUGCACAGUGUUCCUGGCUGGAGUGGACAUUCCUGCAGAGUUCAGGGAGUCCAUUCUGGGCCACAUUGUGAUGGUGCACUCCUCUGUGUGCACCCUCAGCCCCCAGUUCACUUCAGAGACAAGGCGCACCAAUUUUGUGACCCCCAAAAAUUUCCUUGACUUCAUCAUGACCUACUGCUCCAAACUGAAGCAAAAACGGCAAUACAACACAAACCAAGUGAACCGGCUCCAAGGGGGAUUGCAAAAGCUCAUUCAAGCUGCCAAAGAGGUGACAGCCAUGCAGGAAACCUUAGCAAAGGCAAAGAUUGUUGUAGAUUCAAAGACUAAAGAAGUUAAUGCACUCAUAGAAGUAAUUAGCAAGAAUACAGAGAUAGUUGUGGCAAAGCAAACCACAGCAGAGGAGAAGGCUAAAGAAUUAGCCACACAAAAAGCUCAGAUAGCAAUAGAAAAGGGUGAGGCAGAAGUGGCUCUAGCUGAUGCCCUCCCUGCCUUGGAGGCUGCAGCUGAAGCUCUGAACAGCUUGAAGAAAGAUGAAAUCACAGAAAUUCGAUCAUUUGCCAAGCCCAACAUUUAUGUUCAAAAGGUGUGUGAAUGUGUGUGCAUCCUCAAGCACAUUCCUGAUGUUUCUUGGAAAGGUGCCAAGGGGAUGAUGGCAGAUAGUAGUUUCCUGAAAAGUUUGAUAGAAUUUGAAAAAGACACUAUCUCUGAGAGACAAAUGAAAGGUUUAAGGGAGUACUUCAAAGAUCCCAACAUGAGUUUGGAGAAUGUGCAAACCAUAUCACAAGCAGCAGCAGGGCUCCUGAGGUGGGUGGUGGCCAUGAUGAACUACUAUGGCAUUCUCAAAGUUGUUGCUCCACAGCGCAAUGCUGUUGCUGCUGCUGAAAAAAUGCUUACCAGUGCCCAAUCAGAACUGGACAAAAUCCAAGAGGAGGUUGGGAAUUUGAGUGUACAAUUAGCAGAGUUAAAUAAACAAUAUGAAGUUGCCUAUGGAGAACAAAUGGCAUUGAAAACAAAUGCAGAUUUGAUGAAAAAAAGGCUUGAUGCAGCAUCUCAACUCAUAUCUGGACUUGGAAGUGAACAUGCUCGAUGGUCAAAGGAAUUAGAAGAAUUGGCAUUUGAUCGUGUCAAGUUAUUAGGAGAUUGUUUAUUGGCUUCAAGCUUCUUAAGUUACUGUGGAGGCUUUACAAUAGAUUACAGAACCAUGUUGAUCAAGACUACUUGGCAUUCAGACCUUCUGAAAAGAAAGGUUCCAGUGAGUGAUCCUUUAAAUCUUGAGAACCUUUUAACAACUGAAGUUGAGAUCAGCACUUGGAACAGUCAAGGGCUUCCAUCCAAUGAUCUUUCCAUUCAGAAUGGAAUUCUUACUACCAAGGGCUCACGUUUCCCUCUUUGCAUUGAUCCACAGCUUCAGGCCAUCAAUUGGAUAAAGAAAAAAGAAGGAAAAAUGCUGGAAGGUCAAAUAAGAACAUUUAAUGACACAGAUUUUCUGAAGCAGUUGGAAUUGGCAAUUCAAUAUGGAUUCCCAUUCAUGUUUGAAAAUGUGGAUGAAUACAUAGAUCCAAUCAUUGAUCCCAUACUAGAAAAAAUUACAACUUCUGGACCAGGAGGAAGAAAGACUGUGAAACUUGGUGAUAAAGAAAUUGAUUGGGAUGAAAAUUUCAGACUUUAUCUUGUGAGUAAGCUGCCCAAUCCAGAAUAUGGGCCAGAAAUUUCUGGAAAGACACUGAUUAUUAACUAUUGUGUAACAGAACAAGGUCUCCAAGCACAGCUUCUGAAUGCAACUGUGGGACAUGAAAGGCCAGACUUGGAGCAACUAAGAGAGAAACUGGUUAUUGAAACUGGUGAAAACAAGGCAUUAUUAAAGCAACUUGAGGACACACUGUUACAAGAACUGAGUGCUGCCACAGGAAAUAUCCUAGAUAACCAUGAAUUAAUUGCAACACUAGAGAUCACUAAAUCAAAGGCAAGUGAAAUCGCAGUGAAGCUAGCCAUGGCUCAAGAAACAUCUGUUGAAAUAAACAUGCUUCGGGAAAGGUAUUUUCCUGCAGCCAAGCGAGGUGCCAUCUUAUUUUUUGUGCUGAGCAACCUCUCUGCCAUCAACAACAUGUAUGAGUACUCUUUGAAUUCAUUUCUGGAGGUUUUUGGCAUCUCUCUUGCUACUAGCCAGAAGCAUAAGACACUGGAGGGGCGGCUGAGUAAUAUCAUGGAUGCUUUGACAAGUGACCUCUACAAUCAUGCAUGCAUGGGCCUAUUUGAGAAGCACAAGCUAAUGCUGUCUUUCCAGUUCACCUUGGGUAUUCUCAAGGGGGACAACCUUCUCAACCAGCAGCAUCUGGACUUCUUCCUUAAGGGCAACUUGUCCCUUGAGAAGGCCCUCAAGCCCAACCCCUUCCCUGCCUGGUUCUCUGAGCAGGGAUGGCAGGACAUGACUGCCCUCUUUGCCUUGGCUCCAACUUUCCAUGAAUUGGGCCUGCACUUUGAAGAUCAUGAGGAGGAAUGGCAAGCUUGGUAUAAUGAAGCCCGUCCAGAAGCAAUGCCCAUGCCUGGAGGAUUUUCAGAGAAACUUGAAACUUUUGAGCAACUCAUGGUCCUGCGUUGCUUCCGCAUAGACAGAAUCACAGUUUCUUUGACUCAAUAUGUGAUGAAGGUCAUGGGAGAGAAGUACAUAAUGCCUCCUGUACUAGAUUACAAAGCCAUCCACACUCAAAGUUCAUCCAUGAUGCCCAUAGUUUUCAUCCUAAGUCCAGGUGCAGACCCUGCUUUUGACAUAUUCAACCUUGGUGAAGAAAUGGGGUUCAAACCAGGGCAAAAGCUGAAAUACAUGGCUCUUGGGCAAGGGAUGGGUCCAAAGGCAGCAGAGCAGAUAGAGCAGGGUUCCAUGCGGGGUUUGUGGGUGAUGCUUCAAAACUGCCAUUUGCUCCCAUCCUGGCUGAAGACCCUGGAAAAAAUCUUGGAGAAACUAGUGAAGCCCCACAAUGACUUCCGGCUGUGGCUGACAACAGAGCCCACAUCCACAUUCCCCCUGGGCAUCCUGCAGCGGAGCCUGAAGGUGGUGGCAGAGCCCCCCAAUGGACUGAAGCUCAAUUUGCGCUCCUCAUAUGCCAAGAUCAGUGAAGAGAACCUUGCUGAAUGCCCUCACUUUGCUUAUCGACCUCAGGUCUUUGUGGUAGCAUUUUUUCAUGCAGUGGUACAAGAGCGGCGGAAAUAUGGAAGACUUGGAUGGAAUGUUCCUUAUGAUUUUAAUGAAACAGACUUGCGUAUUAGCUUGGCAUUGAUAUCAACAUAUCUGAAAAAAGCAUUUGACAACAAGGAUGACCAAAUUCCAUGGGGCACAUUGAGGUAUUUGAUAGGGGAGGCCAUGUAUGGAGGUAGGGUAUCAGAUUCCUUUGAUAGAAGAAUCCUCACAACAUAUCUGGAGGAGUACCUGGGGGACUUCCUGUUUGAUAAGGUGCAUCCCUUCAUGUUCUUUGCCUCCACGGGUGAGUCCAUUGUGUACAGGCUGCCAGAGACUGGGCACAGAGACCACUACAUACACUACAUUGGGGAGUUGCCUAUUGUGCAAUCUCCACAAGUGUUUGGUCUGCACCCCAAUGCAGACAUCAGCUACUACUCCAGCAGCACCAAAACCUUGUGGAAGGACUUGGUGAGCAUGCAGCCUAGUGCAGCAGGUGGUAGUGAUGGCACCCGCCAGGAAGACAUUGUUGACAGGAUUGCGGCUGACCUGCUUACCAAAAUACCACUACCAUUUGACCUCCCAGCCUUGAGGAAACAGAUAGGAAUCCCAUCCCCUGUGCAGGUGGUGUUGCUGCAAGAAGUGGAGAGGUGGAACAGACUAGUAGAUACCAUGGGGAACAGCUUAUUUCAUUUACAAAGAGCUUUAGGAGGUGAAAUUGGCAUGAGCACAGACCUUGAUGACUUGUCAACUGCUCUCUUCAAUGGAGAAUUACCUUCCAUGUGGCGCAAGAUGACUGCACAAACUCAGAAGAUGCUGCCAGCAUGGAUGGCAUGGUUCCAAAGGCGCUAUCAGCAAUAUAAGAAAUGGAUUGAGGUCGGAGAGCCAGUGGUGAUGUGGAUGUCCGGCCUCCACAUUCCAGAGACCUUCAUAGCAGCACUUGUGCAGAGCACAUGCCGUGCCAAAGGAUGGCCCCUUGACCAAUCCAGCAUCUACACACAAGUCACACCCUACAUGCACCCAGAUGAGAUUAAGGACAAGCCCCAGGAUGGAUGCUAUGUAACAGGGCUCUACCUGGAGGGUGCCUCUUGGAACCCAGACACCCUCAUGCUCAGGACUCAGGACCCCAAAAUCUUAGUUGUGGAGCUCCCGAUACUGCACAUCAUUCCCAUAGAAGGAAACAAGCUGAAACUCACCAACACAUUUCGAACACCUGUGUAUGUGACACAAGCACGGCGGAAUGCCAUGGGAGUUGGUCUCAUCUUCGAAGCUGACCUCUCCACCACCAUCCACCCUUCCCAUUGGGUGCUUCAAGGUGUUGCUUUGUGCCUCAAUAUUGAUCAUUGACUUGCAUUGUAUGUAUCCAUUGGGGCUGGAUGAGUGGAGGUUAAAACUUUAAAAUCAUGUUUAACAGAUGAUGUAGUUACUUGCAUUGUAUGAUUGAAUUGGAUUUAAUGAUAUCAAUUGUGUGUAACUGCACACAUUUGUCUUUAAUAUAUUUUUUUAAUCUUUUUUUCUA